ACAGGUCUCUUACAGGUGGACUCAACGCAGAACUAGUGAAGAAAGACGGAGAAAUUAGAGAGAGAGAGAAUCAAGAUCAAUACAAAGUUGGCAAAGACUUGAACGAAGGACAGAGAGAGAGUGUGUGUUUGUGUGUUGCGGCGAGAGAGAGAGAGAGAGAUUGUCGGCGUUAAUGGCGGAAGGGCAAAAACCGCGAAAACACAGCGACGAGAGCGUGAAGCUGUUUGUAGGUCAAGUGCCGAAGCACAUGACCGAAGCACAACUUAUCGAAAUGUUCGAAGAGUUCGCUCUCGUAGACGAAGUCAACAUCAUCAAAGACAAGGCAACGCGAGCUUCACGAGGGUGUUGUUUUCUUAUAUGUCCGUCGAGGGAAGAAGCAGACAAGGCAGUGAAUGCGUGUCACAAUAAAAAAACUCUGCCGGGGGUUAGUAUUGUCGUGAUCUCCCCUUCUUGUUCUUCUUUAGGAUCGUUUCUCUUACAUUACUGA
This is a messenger RNA of Ilex paraguariensis (yerba mate), 487 nucleotides long. Lineage: Eukaryota; Viridiplantae; Streptophyta; Magnoliopsida; Aquifoliales; Aquifoliaceae. The record is from the annotation of a GenBank genome assembly.